UAGCUUACGACUAGAAAAAUCUGACUGUGGUUAGACGGAUUGAUUGGCGAUCUCCCUAUUCAUCUUUGAUAUGACUUAGCAGAUUUGAUUAUGAGUUUUAUUUCAAUGUACUCGAAUCAGAUUGCAACUUUGCAGUAUUUAUAAAAUAUAACAGUUAUAUUAUCAUGAACCGUAUAGUGAUAUUUGGGGCUACAGGAAAUACCGGAUUAUGUGCUGUAUCGCAUGCUGUAAAUAAGGGAUUAGAUGUAAGGGUGUUUGUGAGACGUGCAAUACAUGUUCCUGAACAUUUGAAAGAUAAAGUAGAAACUAUUGUUGGAGAUGUUACCAAUGCAGAACAAGUUUCAAAUGCAAUAUGUAACAGAGACAGUGUGGCUGUUGCACUUGGCACGCAAAAUGACUUGAGUCCAACUACUGUGUUAUCCAGAGGUAUGAAAAAUAUAAUAGAUGGUAUGAAACAACACAAUGUAGAAGUAGUAUCAGUCUGUUUAUCCGCAUUUUUGUUCUACAAACCUGAAGCAGUACCUAGUAUAUUUAAAGAUUUAAGCGAUGACCAUCAACGCAUGCUCAACUUUCUUAAGGAAAGUAAACUAAAAUGGAUCGCAGUAUUGCCGCCUCGUAUCGCUGACGCACCACGUUCAGAAUAUGUAAUCAAACACGAUGAAUCUCCUGGUAAUGUUAUUUCCAAAUACGACUUGGGUGCUUUCCUUAUUGAAAGCCUUCAACAAUCAGAACAUUAUCAAAAACUUUGUGGUAUUGCAACUGUUUCGUAAUAUAACAUGAAGUAUGAUUACAUGCAAAUAAAAAUUAUUCUAUUUUUUACACUGGAUAGCGCGUUAAGAAAUGUAUAAGGAAUUAAAAAUGUUCGAACGAGUAUAUCUUGCUUUUUUUAACCACAUGGGAAUAAACAAGAAGCUUAAAAG
This is a messenger RNA of Colletes gigas, 920 nucleotides long. Its product is annotated as flavin reductase (NADPH). The transcript has 5 exons. Lineage: Eukaryota; Metazoa; Arthropoda; Insecta; Hymenoptera; Colletidae. Bases 165 to 770 code for a protein of 201 amino acids. The record is from RefSeq and is a predicted model, not a curated record.